Messenger RNA from Gasterosteus aculeatus aculeatus (three-spined stickleback), 1362 nucleotides. RefSeq names its product RNA 3'-terminal phosphate cyclase (gene rtca). The record is from RefSeq and is a predicted model, not a curated record. Gene Ontology annotation, molecular function: RNA-3'-phosphate cyclase activity. NCBI's taxonomy places the organism in Eukaryota, Metazoa, Chordata, Actinopteri, Perciformes, Gasterosteidae. Gene Ontology annotation, biological process: RNA processing. Gene Ontology annotation, cellular component: nucleus.
UCACUCCACCGUCUAACUUGACGGCGAGAACUUCAAGAAGAAGAAGAAUCACAAACAGAAGGAGACGAAUUGCAAACAGGCUGCCGGUCAUUUAGAACCAUCGUUCGUGUUGUAAAGUUGAUUCUUCUUGCUGCUCGUAGGAAGAUGGACUCCGCAAUGGUGGAGAUCGACGGCAGCGUGAUGGAGGGAGGCGGACAGAUCCUGAGAGUCUCCGCGGCGCUCAGCUGCAUCACCGGCUCCUCCGUCAAAAUCACCAAAAUCCGAGCCGGCAGAAGCACACCGGGGCUCAGACCGCAGCACCUGAGCGGCCUGCAGAUGGUCUCAGAUCUGUGUUCUGGCAGUCUGGAGGGCGCCGCCAUCGGCUCCACCGACAUCAGCCUGACUCCGGGGAAGAUGCAGUCCGGAAGCCACACGGCCGACACGCAGACGGCCGGGAGUGUGUGUCUGCUGCUGCAGGCAGCUCUGCCUUGUGCUCUGUUCUCUGACGCCUCCUCACAGCUCUGCCUGAAGGGAGGAACCAACGCAGAGAUGGCUCCUCAGAUCGACUACACCGUCAAGGUGUUUAAACCAAUGGUGGAGCGGUUUGGGGUCCAUUUUGACUGUGAUAUCAGAAUGAGGGGAUACUACCCCAAAGGUGGCGGCGAGCUGAUGGUGACGGUGAACCCGGUCAAAGAGCUGCUGCCCGUCAUCCUGACGGAGAGAGGAAACAUCACCAAGAUCUACGGCCGGGCGUUUGUAGCUGGAGUCCUGCCCUACAAAUUGGCUAAAGACAUGUCUGCUGCUGCUGUUCGAACCAUCAGGAAGGAAAUCAAAGAGCUGUACAUCAACAUCCCGGCGCUGCAAGAGAAGGAAAACGCCUACGGUAGCGGCAAUGGCAUCAUAAUCAUCGCCGAGUCGUCAACGGGCUGCGUGUUUGCAGGUUCAGCUCUGGGGAAGAAAGGCGUGUAUGCUGAUAAAAUUGGUAUCGAAGCUGCUGAGAUGUUGCUGAGAAACCUCAGACACAACAACUGCGUGGACGAGUUCCUACAAGACCAGCUCAUCAUCUUCAUGGCGUUGGCGAAGGGAACGUCUCGGAUUCGAACCGGCGCCGUGACGCUGCACACGCAGACGGCCAUUCACAUCGCAGAGCAGCUGACUCAGGCAAAGUUCACAAUAACCAAGUGUGAGGACGAACAGGGCAGCAACGAAACCUUCAUCAUCGAAUGCGAAGGAUCAGGAGCGGUCAACAAACACCUGUAGACGCGCGCACACACAAACACACAUUGCCAGCUGCUCGCCCCCCGACCUUCAGUUUCUGUCUCUCAGGGUGUUUCAUUAAAACUGUAAUAAAUAAAUGAAUAAAUAACUUUCUGUUUUUAAAUA